This is a messenger RNA of Brachypodium distachyon (stiff brome), 4854 nucleotides long. RefSeq names its product probable helicase DDB_G0274399. Gene Ontology annotation, molecular function: helicase activity. The coding region runs from base 520 to 4011 and encodes 1163 amino acids. The transcript has 8 exons. The record is from RefSeq and is a predicted model, not a curated record. Lineage: Eukaryota; Viridiplantae; Streptophyta; Magnoliopsida; Poales; Poaceae.
AGCUCCAAGUCGAAAUCAUCGAGGAGGCGGGGGCCGUGGCGGCGCAUCGGUGAACUGGGCGCGGCUGCUGGAGUGGAGGUGGUGCGCGCCGGCGGCAAGGGCACGGCGGAGGUGUGGGCUGGGCGCUGGGGACGCGGAAGCCCGCGUCGACGAGACGAGCGCGGCGGGCCCGGCGGCGCAUCGGCUUCCGUCGCCGACGACGGCGACGUCCACGUCGGUUUUGCUCGCCGUACUCAGCAGCGCCCAGCGUGGCACAGGACUUGGACUCUGUGUUUGUGAAAGUUAGAACUCAGAACAGGUUGAGUCCUUCAAUCAGGUUUCACAAACAGUUCAAAGAAGAGGGAGCGUGAUCUGAGUGUCUGAUGCUGGUGGUGCUUCUGGCACGGCAGGAAGUAGUGUCAGCAACAAAGAAGAGUUGGCUGGUACUGCAGCUACACAACUGAAAAUAGGACCCAGAGAGAGUGACACUGCAGCUACACAAGAAAUAUACGACACGCCGCUGAUCCUAGUGAUACUGAAAUGGCUGAUGAGCCUAGAGAUCCAGCCCUUCAUGAUUCCAAAGAACUAGGAACCAUGCAAUCCUUCGAAUGUGAAGGAAAACAACCUGGGGAUGUUUUAGACAUACGCAACAGGUCAAAGGUUGUUAAAGGAGUAGAAGCCAAUUAUGCUCUGAAGCUUGCGAAUAACCCUGCAAAGAGAUCUAAGUUGGAUGAACACAAAGUAGCAAUGCUGGGUAAAAAGCGAGCCAGGCAAACUGUGUUAAUUAACGACGAGGAUGCAAAGCAAGCAUGCAUAACGAGAAUAUCAACACCCAGGAUACAGUCUCGUGGUGUUGGUGAAGGACCUGUAGAAACACAAAACCAGCUGGUUAUCAGGGAUCAGAUGCAAUCUGAAACGAUGAGUUCAGAACGAAGUAACUCUGCAGCUCCAAAUGACCAAUAUGCUGAAUCCAAUGGCGAUGACGAGUUGGUAUCCCAGAGCUGGUCAAAGAAAAUGAAUGCCGAGGAACCCCCCUCAGAUGGGUAUCAACAAUCUGCGCCAAGACAGGCUUCUUUGAGGCAAACCAUGGAUUAUAAGCAGAUGAAGGGAAGACCAGUCUUUUCUCAGAGAGCAGUCGUAACAGGACAGAAUACUGCAGAUCAAAAACUCGCUAACAAGAAGUCUCUUGUUUCCAAGAAACAGGUUUCAGCAAAGAAUACACAGUAUCAAGACACAUCUGUGGAGCGACUUCUACAGGAAGUGACAAGUGAUAAGUUCUGGCACAAUCCAGAUGAGUCAGAACUUCAGUCUGUUCCUGGAAGCUUUGAAUCUGCUGAGGAGUACAUUAGAGUUUUUGAGCCUUUGCUUUUUGAGGAAUGCAGAGCUCAGCUAUACAGUUCCUAUGAGGAGAGCCUCGAGUCUGUAUCAAGGAAUGCACAUGUAAUGGUGCGUGUGAAAAAUGUGGAUAGGCGUGAAAGAGGAUGGUAUGAUGUUGUUGUUCUACCAACACAUGAACAUAAAUGGACAUUUAAAGAAGGUGAAGUCGCAGUUUUGUCAUUCCCUCAGCCUGGUUCAGCUGCCCAAUCAAGUAAUACUUAUAGGAAGACCGUUGGUUCAAAUGGAGAUGCUGAGUCAGAGCGUGGACGGCUUGUUGGUAGAGUCCGGCGCCAUAUGCCUAAUGAUACACGUGAUCCAAUUGGAGCAAUUAUCCGUUUUUAUGUUGGGAAUUCAUUUGAUUCGAGCUGUAGCGAGACUAAUGUUCUAGGGAAACUCCAACCUCAAAGCACCUGGUAUCUAACUGGCCUUGGUUCUCUUGCAACAACACAAAGGGAAUAUGUCGCAUUACAUGCAUUCCGCCGUCUUAAUGUGCAGAUGCAAAAUGCCAUUCUUCAACCAAGUCCAGAGCAUUUCCCCAAGUAUCAAGAGCAGCCACCUGCUAUGCCUGAUUGUUUCACUCCAAAUUUUUCUUGUCAUCUCCAUCAUACAUUCAAUGGGCCUCAGCUAUCAGCAAUUCAUUGGGCUGCAAUGCAUACGGCUGCUGGCACAAGCAGUGGAGUAGUGAAGAAACAAGAACCAUGGCCUUUCACAUUGGUACAAGGUCCUCCAGGGACAGGGAAGACCCACACUGUCUGGGGAAUGCUAAAUGUUAUUCAUCUUGUUCAGUAUCAACAUUACUAUGCUGCUCUGCUAAAGAAACUUGCUCCUGAAAGUUAUGAGCAAGUUGGUGGUAGUGCUAGCAGUGGCUCAGAGGCUGUUGCUGCAGGGUCAAUGGAUGAAGUUUUGCAGAGCAUGAACCAGAACCUGUUUCGCACUCUUCCCAAGCUUUGCCCCAAACCACGGAUGCUUGUUUGUGCCCCAUCAAAUGCUGCAACAGAUGAGCUGCUUGCUCGUGUUCUUGAUCGUGGUUUCAUAGAUGGUGAGAUGAGGGUCUACCGCCCUGAUGUCGCCCGUGUUGGAGUUGAUUCGCAGUCCCGUGCUGCACAAGCUGUUUCGGUUGAGCGACGGACGGAACAGCUUUUAAUGAAGGGACGCGAUGAAGUAAUUGGGUGGCUACAUCAGCUAAAAUGCCGGGAGCAGCAGUUGUCGCAGGAGAUUGCGCUUCUGCAGAGGGAACUUAAUAUGGUUGCAGAGGCUGGUAGAUCCCAGGGUUCAUUUGGAGUAGAUCCAGAUAUGCUUGCUGAAAGGGACCGUAACCGUGAUAUUCUGCUUCAGAAACUUGCUGCUUCAGUGGAAAGCAGGGAUAAAGUACUAGUAGAAAUGUCACGCCUGCUGAUAUUAGAAAGCAGGUUCCGUGCUGGUAGAAACUUCAAUCUGGAAGAUGCUAGGGCUAGUCUGGAAGCAAGUUUUGCCAGUGAAGCAGAAAUUGUUUUUACGACAGUAUCAAGCAGUGGUCGCAAGUUAUUUUCUAGCCUUAAUCAUGGCUUUGAUAUGGUUGUUAUUGAUGAGGCUGCUCAGGCCAGUGAAGUAGGAGUCCUUCCUCCACUUUCACUUGGUGCAGCUAGAUGUGUCUUGGUUGGUGAUCCACAGCAGCUCCCUGCCACUGUUAUUAGCAAAGCAGCUGGAACUUUACUCUACAGCAGGAGUCUUUUUGAGAGGUUUCAGCAAGCUGGUUGCCCUACCAUUUUGUUGUCAGUGCAAUAUCGGAUGCAUCCCCAGAUCCGUGAAUUUCCAUCAAGAUACUUCUACCAAGGGCGCCUUACAGACAGUGAAAGUGUUGUCAACUUGCCCGAUGAGGCGUACUAUAGAGACGUAUUAAUGGCACCUUACAUCUUCUAUGAUAUUUCGCAUGGUCGUGAGUCCCAUAGAGGCGGGUCAUCUUCAUACCAGAAUGUCCAUGAAGCGCAAUUUGCAUUGCGUUUGUAUGAGCAUCUUCAGAAGUUCCUUCGGGCUAAUGGUGGCAGGAGAGCAUCUGUUGGUAUAAUUACUCCAUAUAAGUUGCAGUUGAAGUGUCUUCAGCGGGAAUUUGCAGAGGUUAUGAAUACUGCAGAAGGGAAAGAUAUCUACAUAAACACGGUUGAUGCUUUUCAAGGCCAGGAGCGUGAUGUGAUUAUUAUGUCAUGUGUCCGUGCCUCAAAUCAUGGCGUGGGUUUUGUUGCAGAUAUACGCCGUAUGAAUGUUGCCCUUACUCGAGCCAGGAGAGCUCUAUGGGUUAUUGGUAAUGCCAAUGCCCUCAUGCAGUCAGAGGACUGGGCGGCGCUGGUAGCAGAUGCAAAGGCGAGGAAAUGUUUCAUGGACCUGAAUAGCAUUCCCAAUGACUUCCUACCCAUGAACAAUUCUUCCAGCACCCGAGGCAGGAAUUCUUCAAACAACACAAGGAACACGUGGACUGGUGGACCAAGACCGAGGUAUUUCGACGUCCCUCCGGAACCCAGGAUUGACAUGAGGGCUGGCGAGGGCGAGGGUCCAAUCUUUGUUCCAAGAAAUGGUAGUUACCGAAAUCUGAAUGAUCUGGGCCGUCCUGGUGACGGACCUAGGGAUAAUUUGCAGUUUGGGACGACCAGGCGGCCGAAUCCAUCCAAUGGUCCAAGGUGAGGAAAGGAUAAUACAUUACUGUCUGCAGCUUUUUGCAUCGUAGGCGGCAUCAUGGAACAAUGAUGAUGGAUCAAGGCGUUGCCUGUUCAGAUGUGCACCCUGUGUGGUGGUCAUUAGCAGGACCAGAUGACCAGAGGAAUGAUUCGUCAUGAAAUGAGUAGGCCUCUGGGGUUUGUUUGGCGGGUUGUGACCAUAGCUGCCGGCAACUUGCUAUUCUGAUGGUGCUGUUUCAGGACACUCUACAGCUAGGAUUUCGUCAGGCUGCAGAACAAAGAAAGGCGCUACCUCAGGCCUUCAGUGUUCUGGAACUGUGCAGAAACAGAUCAUGCCACACGAACGGGCUCAAACAAGAUUAUCAGCUGGAUAGAUUUUGUCACCCACUACAAUACUUCGCCCUAGUGCGCUUUAACAGGAUCCAUCAUCUUUCCAUAGGUUUAUACAUAUACACGCUACCGUAUGGUGGGUAAGGAUCAAGCUUUGCUGCUAGCUGUGAACAUUUGCCAUGGCGCAGAAAAUCGCUUUUGCGGCAUAAACUCCAUCUACACGUACAAAGUCCGCAUCUGGAAAAAGUUUAGUUAUUUGAAUCAUCAUUCAGCCUGCCCUGUUGCCGCCUGUGGUGUUCCUUCUGUUCGGCAUUGCUGUUGGUUGAAUCCUGAAUGCUUUUGUUAUAUAUGGCUGGAAGUUCCUUUUAUGUUGGCAGCUGCGAUUCGACGUCCUGAUUCUGUACCAUCUUGAUGUCUGUAGUGCUCAUGUGGGUGAUCCGUACAGUUGUAAGACCUUCUCAAAAUGAACAGGAAUUUCAAUUGUUAACGCGCUUCUGAACGGAUAAACAGAUCGGUUGCA